Molecule: messenger RNA, 2445 nt
Organism: Branchiostoma floridae (Florida lancelet)
Lineage: Eukaryota; Metazoa; Chordata; Leptocardii; Amphioxiformes; Branchiostomatidae
Product: fibrillin-1-like
Exons: 20
Coding region: 1-2445 (814 amino acids)
Molecular function (GO): calcium ion binding
Source: RefSeq, a predicted model, not a curated record
AUGACUCAUGGAUACACCGAUGAAUGUUCGACUGGAGGACACAACUGCCAUUCUUUAGCCACGUGUAACAACACUGUGGGGAGCUUUAGUUGUGCCUGCAACGCUGGGUACACUGGAGAUGGUGUGAGCUGCGUAGACGUGGAUGAAUGUAGUACCGGGAGCCAUGAUUGUGACGUCAACGCCAACUGUGCGAACACUAUUGGCUCAUUUGACUGCCGUUGUGUUGGUGGUUACCAAGGCGACGGCAAGACAUGCACUGAUGAGGACGAAUGCAUCACAAACAACAAUGACUGUGACGUCCAUGCAGACUGCCUCAACACUGUAGGCUCGUUCCAGUGCGCAUGCGUGGCAGGUUACCGGGGUGAUGGGACGACGUGUGUAGAUGUCAAUGAGUGCGUUGAAGACAUCCACGACUGUCAUCCGUACCUUGGGCUGUGCGAGAACAGCCCUGGCGGAUUCCGGUGUCACUGCAGGUCCGGAUAUUGUGGCGACGGCCGAGUCUGUUACGACAUAGACGAGUGCAUCUCGGGUAUCGACGGCUGCCAUCAUAACGCCACCUGCACCAACAUGGCGGGGUCCUACAUCUGCACCUGUAACACCGGGUACACUGGGAACGGGACCGCCUGUGGACCGUUGGAUGAGUGCGCAGCAGGCGUCCACAACUGUGCCCAGCACGCGGACUGUCACGACUUGCCCGAAUCCUUCUUCUGUACCUGUCACCAUGGUUACCGCGGAGAUGGCGUUGUUUGCGAGGACAUCAACGAAUGCCUUGACGACACUCACGACUGUCACCAGAACGCCACGUGUACGAACACAGAUGGUUCGUUCUACUGCGUGUGCGCUGACGGCUUCCGCGGAAACGGGACACACUGCCGAGAUAUCAACGAAUGCCUGUUGGGUACGGAUGGCUGUGACGUACAUGCUACCUGUACCAACGUGGACGGGUCGUACCACUGUGACUGCAACACUGGCUACACCGGAAACGGCACCCUCUGUAGAGAUCGUGACGAGUGUACUGAAGAGACAGACGACUGCCACCAGAACGCCACAUGUCACAACAGCCCCGGGUCCUACCACUGCUCUUGUAACACCGGGUACUCUGGUAACGGGACUCAUUGUCAAGACGUAGAUGAGUGUUCUCUAGGUGCAAACGACUGUCAUCUGUUCGCGUCGUGUACUAACACGCCUGGAUCGUUCUACUGUACAUGUUUCCAUGGUUACCGAGGGGAUGGCGUCACCUGUACGAACAUCGAUGAAUGCCAGGAGCAAGUACACAGCUGUGACGUCAACGCCGACUGUACGGAUCUGCCUGGGUCCUUCUCCUGCGCAUGUCACAUGGGAUACCGCGGGAACGGCACGCACUGCUCAGAUAUAGACGAAUGUGCAGCGGCCCACGACUGCCACAGGAACGCCAUAUGCACGAAUCUUCCCGGGACUUACAACUGUUCCUGUCAGACGGGAUAUGUCGGCAACGGUCUACUCUGUGAUGACAUAAACGAGUGUGACACAGGGUCGCACGACUGCCACCUGGAGGCUGACUGUUUGAACAGACCAGGAUCAUACCACUGCGUGUGCAGGGUGAACUACAGAGGCAACGGGACCUACUGCGAAUUCCAUGCUAUGCGAUUGGCCAUCACGUGCAACACUAACUGUGGCGAUUUGGUGAACCCAUCGAGACCGCUCCGUCUUCUGGCCAACUGCACCAACUGCCCCAGGGGCACACGGCCCGCCUACACGUGGUACCUGUACCGGGACAAUGGCUGGCACUCCAGGAACGGGUCUCUUCUCACGGAGGUGGACCUGCCUCCUCUCACUACGACAGGCAUACGUGCGGUGAGCCUGUCUGUAAAGGAGGGGAGUCUUGACGCUAAGGAGACGUACCGAGUGUGGCUGCACGGUAACGUUACCGGUGUGGGAGACGGCUGGGCAGAACUGGUGCUGAGGACCAACAGCCCUCCUGAGAACGGCACCUGUCGGAUCAGUCCAGCUUCAGGCUACGCCUAUCAGACGCGGUUCACGAUCGAGUGUACCGGAUGGGUGGACGAGAACACUGGGCGGAACGGCAGCCUCUCCUACUUCUUCUUCGCCCAGGUCGGGGAGGACAGCACGCUCCUGAUGCACGGAAGUGACGCAGAGACGCCGCCCAUCUACAUCCGGGUCGGCGAUCCCGGGAAGAACUGGACGGUGGACGUUGACAUUCGCAUCAUCGACGUCGCCGGGGAUUACAGAUUAUAUCACCUGGCUGCCCAGGUAUUGCCGAGAUCUGACUGGUCCACUCUGACCGUGGAUAACGACUAUCUGAGGCGCACCAUCGCUGCCUUCAACACGUCCCUGCAGUUACCCGGUACCGACACGUGUACACUCGUGACAACUGCCGUGGAGGCAGUGGGAUCCACGAUAAACAACAAAGCCGCCUUGUGCUGUGGCUAUGCGAGUGAUUUUUAA